AACGUUUAAUUUUAUAAAACUUAUCAAAGUUUGUGUGCAAAAGUGAACCUGUAACAUGAGCAAGGACAACAACAACAAGAACAAGAAGCUGCUGGCCCAGCGACACAUCUCCUCGCGGAUGAACUUCCUCUUCCAGGCGUCGCAUUUAAUGGCCAACAAAGAUCAGAGUAAACUAGCUGCUUACUACGGGAAACUCUGCCGAAAUGUGGGCACCAAGGCGGUGAUGCACAUGGCUCCUGCUCUAAAACGCUCUCUUUGCCGGCGCUGCUCGCUUCCGCUGCUUCCUGGCGUGAAUACGGAGCUGCAGGUGGCCAGGGAAUCCAGGGAACCCAAGGAACCUCCUCAGGAGAUCCCACCCUCCAAUGGGGAAGCCAAGAAGCCCAAGAAGAAGCGCCAUCGCAGGCAGCGCAAGAAGGGAAGCUCCCAAGAGUGCAGAAAUCCCUCAUCGCCGCCAGAAAACCCAGCAGAAACAGAACGAAUCUCUCUCUACUUGGAGUGCUCACUCUGCCAGAGCCGCCGAAGCUUUCCGGCCGGCGAGAACCAAAGAGAUUGCUGGCUAGAGCAGCCACAAUCCCUGGUGCAAGUGGUCUCUCUGCCCGGAGAAAGAUAAGCCGGAGCUUUGCCUUAUCAGCAGCGCAGUUCUUUGCCUCUACCAUCGCCUGUUUUGUCCGUCAGUUGAGCCCGGAAUGCUGAGCUGUAGAAAACAACUAAUUUC
Messenger RNA from Drosophila takahashii, 715 nucleotides. RefSeq names its product ribonuclease P protein subunit Rpp21 (gene Rpp21). Gene Ontology annotation, biological process: tRNA processing. The record is from RefSeq and is a predicted model, not a curated record. Gene Ontology annotation, cellular component: nucleolar ribonuclease P complex. Lineage: Eukaryota; Metazoa; Arthropoda; Insecta; Diptera; Drosophilidae.